AUGAUGUCACUGCUGUCAGUGGAGUUAAUCUUCAGAAAAAGGAAGAACAGUCGGGUCUCCGAAGCAUCUAGAAGAGCUGUACAAGAAGACGAGGAGAGGCUGAUUCUGCAGAAAACUCCUCUUCAGAAAAAAGUGGCGGAGAUCAUGUCCAAGUGUGGUCUGAAGAAUGCUAGCAAUGAUGUAGAGAAAUGCUUGUCCUUGAGCGUGGAGGAGAGAGUGCGGAGUUUGAUAAGUAACAUGAUCAGAAUGUCGAAACAGAGGAUUGAUUUAGAGAAGCCCAGGCACAAGACUGUGGUUACCUCUGAUGUUAGACAACGACUUGUGGUAAUGAACCAGAAAGCUAAGGAUGAAUGGGACAGAAAGCUGGCUGAAGCAGAGCUCCAGCGAGUAAAUGAACCUGACACUGGUGAUGGAGCUGAAGGCGACAAGGAAAAGGAAGGUGGGAGAGGAAAAGCACCCAAGUUGAGCAAAGAGGAGGAUGUCAAGAUGAGAACAACGGCAGCAAACAUGAUGGCAGCCAGGGCUGCUGUUGGGGGAGACGACUUGAUGUCGAAAUGGAAGCUAAUCUUGCAAGCCCGUCAGAAUAGAGAAGGUGGUCAUGAAACUGCCUUUUCUCCACAAUCAGCAAAUAAAGAUGGGAGCUGCAAGCCCCAGUCAUUCUGUGGAAGGAAUGGCGUUCAAGAUGGAACAACGAAGCGCUUUGGUUCAGGAUCCUUUGGUGGUAAGAAAUUUGGGAGGAGCCAGGUUGCCGGAGCACAGCUUAGGGAGGAUAUGUACGAGAAAAUCCAGUCCAAUCCACCUCCAGAAUGA
This is a messenger RNA of Linum trigynum, 810 nucleotides long. Lineage: Eukaryota; Viridiplantae; Streptophyta; Magnoliopsida; Malpighiales; Linaceae. The record is from the annotation of a GenBank genome assembly.